UUGGGACAAACUACAAAACCGCGAAACGAAAAGCGUUUUUUCGCCGCUGAAAACGGAUUAACGCUUGAUUUCGGCUAGUCAUGUUGUGAAGCCGUUUUCCUCCCACCAGACUGAGAGUGCAAUGCUCCGCGGGGACUCUGCUCCGUCCUCACCGGCUCUCACAGCUCCAUCGGCCGGCCAGCUAACGGCCCCUCCCCCGCUGACAGCCCCCCGCUGGUCGGUUAACGGUUGUUUUUGUGCCGUUUCCAGUGAUGCGAAAGCGGAGUAAUCCAGCGGACAGCGGGACCACCGGGACCACCGGCACUCUGCUCGACAGCGACCCGGAGCUGAAGCAGCGUCCCGGCAGGGGAGCAGCGGGGCCGGCAGCGCGCGGCCGGCAGGGCCCGGGAGAGGACGGAGACAUGGCGGGCAAACCGUUCCGCAGGCUGGGUCUGCUGGGGAAGCUGAAGAAGGUGAUGUUGUGGCUCCUGGUCAUCUACGUGUCUGUCCCCUUCAUCGUCAAACUCUGUCCAUCCAUCCAGGCCAAACUCGUCUUCCUCAACUUCGUUAAGGUGCCGUACUUCAUCGACCUGAAGAGACCCCUGGACCAGGGAUUGAACCACACACACAACUUCUACCUGGAGCCGGAGCCGGGCUUCAAGAUCGGAGUCUGGCACACAGUUCCUGCUCAGAUGUGGAGAGAAGCUCAGGGGAAACAAGGCGAUUGGUACGACUCCACGCUAAGCUCCGCCCACUCUGCCAUCCUCUAUCUCCAUGGAAACGCAGGGACCAGAGGAGGAGACCACCGAGUCCAGCUGUACAAGGUCCUCAGUUCGUUAGGCUACCAUGUCGUCACGUUUGAUUACAGAGGGUGGGGGGAUUCAGACGGCUCUCCAUCAGAGGUGGGGAUGACAUCAGACGCUCUCUUCAUCUACGAUUGGCUAAAACAGCGGCUGGACGACAAAACACCGCUUUACAUCUGGGGACACUCUCUGGGGACAGGAGCUGCCACCAACCUGGUCAGACGGCUGUGCGACAGAGGAAGUCCUCCAGACGCUCUGAUCUUAGAGUCUCCAUUCACAAACAUCAGAGAGGAGGCCAAGAGUCACCCCUUCUCCAUGGUGUACAGAUACCUGCCCGGCUUUGAUUGGUUCUUCCUAGACGCCAUCACAGCCAACAACAUCCGCUUAGCCAGCGAUGAGAAUGUGAAUCACAUCUCCUGUCCCAUGUUGAUCCUCCACGCCGAGGACGACGCCGUGGUUCCUUUCCAUCUCGGCAAAAAGCUGUACCACAUGGCGUCCCAGUCUAAGAGCCUCAGCGGCCACAAAGUCCAGUUUGUUCCCUUCUCUUCGUCUCUGGCCUACAAACACAAGUUCAUCUACAGGAGCCCGGAGCUGCCCAACAUCCUCAGUGAUUUCCUCGGCACCGCUCACCAACAGAUGGACGAUUCAGCCUGAACACACACACACACACACACACACACACACACACACACACACACACACACA
Molecule: messenger RNA, 1487 nt
Organism: Perca flavescens (yellow perch)
Lineage: Eukaryota; Metazoa; Chordata; Actinopteri; Perciformes; Percidae
Gene: abhd12
Product: abhydrolase domain containing 12, lysophospholipase
Exons: 14
Coding region: 252-1436 (394 amino acids)
Biological process (GO): monoacylglycerol catabolic process; phosphatidylserine catabolic process
Cellular component (GO): endoplasmic reticulum membrane
Molecular function (GO): monoacylglycerol lipase activity; phosphatidylcholine lysophospholipase A1 activity
Source: RefSeq, a predicted model, not a curated record